Molecule: messenger RNA, 2136 nt
Organism: Malurus melanocephalus (red-backed fairy wren)
Lineage: Eukaryota; Metazoa; Chordata; Aves; Passeriformes; Maluridae
Product: inhibin beta C chain-like
Exons: 2
Coding region: 147-1202 (351 amino acids)
Biological process (GO): SMAD protein signal transduction; BMP signaling pathway
Cellular component (GO): extracellular region
Molecular function (GO): growth factor activity; cytokine activity; hormone activity
Source: RefSeq, a predicted model, not a curated record
GGUGCCGCUCCCGUSCCAUCCACGMGGGUCCCGUCACGCCGCUCCCGGUGCCGUCCGCUAGGUACCGCUCCCUCGGUGCCGGUGACGGUCCCUCCCCGUCUGUGCCGCUCCCGGUUCACCGCUCCCGUCCCGUCCGGUGGGCGCGGAUGGCGGCGAGCGGCGCGGCCCCGUGGCUACUGCUGGCCGCGGUUCUGUGCGCGGCGGCCGAGCCGCGCUGCCCGUCGUGCCCGGCGGGCGCGGAGCGGCGGCUGCUGGAAGAAGUGGCCAAGAAGCAGCUGCUGGAAAAGCUGCGGCUCCGCGAUCGGCCGCGGCUCUCCCACUCCGUGCCCCGCGCCGCCGUKGCCCGCGCCCUGCGGCGGCUGCAGGCGGGAGGCGCCCGCCGGAGCCCCGAUGUUACCGAGGAGGAGGAGGAGGAGCAGGGCUACGAGAUCAUCAGUUUCGCGGAGAGAGAUCUCACAUCUCCCUCCGGUUUGGGGCUGCGGUUCCAGUUCAGCCAGGCGCAGGACCAGGACAUUCGCAUCCUGCAGGCUCAGCUCUGGCUCUACCUGCGAGUGCCCCGCCCCAGCCUCACCCUGAGCAUCUUCCUGGCCGGUGAGGCCGGGGCUGCAGCGGGGGGCAACCGCACGCUGCUGGGGGAGAGGCGGCUGAGCGCUGCGGGCAGCGGCUGGCGCUCCUUCCCCCUCCUGCCGGCUCUGCAGAGCUUCUUCGAGGGGCAGAGCCGGACCCUGCGGCUGGAACUGGAGAGCCGCGGUGACGGGAGCGAUGUCACGGCGUCGUUCAACGCCAGCUGGUCCCACCAGCCCUUCCUGGUGGCCAAAGUGAAGCUGAGGGAGCCCGAACACCGCGUGGCCAAGCGCAGCCUCCGCUGYAGCCAGAACUCCAACCUCUGCUGCCGCAAGGAUUACUACGUGGAUUUCCGCGACAUCGGUUGGAACGACUGGAUCAUUAAGCCCGAGGGCUACCAGAUAAACUAYUGCGUGGGCCAGUGCCCUCUGCACGUGGCAGGCAGCCCCGGCAUGGCCUCUUCYUUCCACACAGCCGUCUUCAACCUCGUCAAAGCCAACAACAUCCAGGCGUCGGGGCAUUCCUGCUGCGUGCCCACGCGGCGCCGGCCGCUCUCCGUGCUCUACUUCGAUCGCAACAGCAAUAUCGUCAAGACUGACAUUCCCGACAUGAUUGUUGAUGCCUGUGGUUGUAGUUAGGGCUGGGGGAGAUGUGCUGGGAUCCUCCCCGCUUCUCCAGGAUUGUCUAUCUGGUGGAGGGGGAGGCAGCUGGAGAGGUCUGUGUGAGCUGGAGUGAGCCCUCGGURCGAUGGACAGCUUUGGAAAGGUUGGGAGGGAGGGAGGGUUGUGUCCAGACAGCGCCUGGAGCAGGGGGCUCUGGGGACAUCUGGGACAGAGCCAAGGCCACYGUGGACUGCCCAAACCUGGGCUGGGGGUGCUGAUGACUCCGGACAUCCCUGUUCCCAAGCAGAUCCCACAUUUCUGGGGGUCCCCUCUGGUGUGGGGGCCCCCUUGGUUCACAUUCAGUGUCUGAUGAAGGGUUGGGAUGUGGCUUCCUCGGGAGCAGAGUGGGAUGCAGGAACGGAUCUGCUUCCUCCAGCCUCAUCUGGAGGACGAUGAGCCCACCUGUCCCUGCUGCUGCAAAAAAAAACCUUCCUGCACCCAACUCAGGCCUGGUUUUGGGGACAGAACGGCACAAAUAACAGGUCUGGGGGAGGAGGAUGAAGGAUAGGACUUCAUCAAGAACCCCCAAACAGCAGUGACUGGACAAACUUCUCUGAUCCCUGGAAGCCUUGGGGCUGUGAGGGCCGAGUUCCUGGUGCUGAGUGCUUCCCCUUUCCCUGGGUUUGUGCUUUCCUCCCCCGUUCCCACCCACCAGCCAGGUCUCCUCCAGCCCGGUGCCUCCGUUCAGGGAGGUCUGGCUCMAACUUUGCCUUCAAGACCACACUCAAAUGCACAGAUUUGUUUUGUGCCACUGGUUUUGCAGCUAUCCCUGCUUCCUCAGUUCUCGAAGCCGGUGGGACUCCCUGGUGCUCCAUCCUCUCUGCCUUCCCYUUCCUCAUGCACCCACAUGGCCUCUGCUUUAAUUUAUUACAGAACAUUUUGGCGUGGCUUCCCAAAUAAAUGGGUGGAA